Molecule: messenger RNA, 2997 nt
Organism: Penicillium olsonii
Lineage: Eukaryota; Fungi; Ascomycota; Eurotiomycetes; Eurotiales; Aspergillaceae
Source: the annotation of a GenBank genome assembly
AUGAAGUUUGCCAAAGAGCUAGAGCAGGAGCUCGUGCCUGAGUGGCGGGCAAAGUAUCUUGACUAUAAGACCGGAAAGAAGAAGGUCAAAGCCAUCACGCGCGCCCUUCAGAAAUCCCACCGCAGUCCCCGGAUCCCGUCCUAUCGCCAGCCCACCCCGCAGAGUCGAGGCGCCCAGUUUCACCUGACACCCUCCAAUACCGAUAAACACCUGGAUGCGGAGAGGAAUGAGCCCUCCACCCCGCAACGAGGCCCGGAUACCCCGGGCGCGCGAUCCACGCCCGUCCAACGGACCGAACGUCAGCCUCUCCGAACGCCCCAGUCGCGAUUCUCGGAAAAUGUGGGCAGCUAUGGGAGCAUCUUGGCGACGCCUCCGCAGCAACACCGUCGGGGAGAGUCGGACGCGGCAUCCUUCGAAUUACCGGAUCCAGCGAUGGACCCGGACGACAACUACCUGCCGACCGAGGAGCACACCGAGCGACCGAGAACCGUGCGAACACCGUCGCCGGUGAUGGAUCGGCGGGUCGCGGGGAGCAUCACCUCCUCACCUUCGCAGCCUGUGGAGGCUUCUCCGGGGCAGAGACCGGUCCUAGAGCAGCGCCCAAGCUAUCAGAGCCCAAUGAGUGGACUUACCAAGGUUCCCUCAAGUAACCGCGGGUCGCAGCUACUAAGGCGCGUCUUCACCGCGGAGGGAGAGCCUGGCGCAAAGCGUUCGCAAGACGCUGGCGGGGCUGAAACCGAGAAGCGGCAUGAUGAGUUCUUUGAGUUCUUAGACUCAGAGCUGGAGAAAAUCGACUCCUUCUAUCUGGCCAAAGAGCAGGAAGCUACGGAGAAGCUCCGUGUUCUCCGUCAGCAGCUACAUGUCAUGCGUGACCAACGCAUCCAAGAAGUCCUGGCCUCAAAGAGACAAAAUAAACAUGAUGACGAAGAUGGCCUUCCAAGAACAAAUGGGUUUACCAAGUUGAACAAUAACCUGAAAGAUACGAUUGUUGGCAAGAAUCGAUUCGGCAAGAAUUCGGAGGCACUCGCCCAGAUGGCAACUCCAGGGAUGCAUCCGCAGGAUCGAGACUUUAUUGUCAAUCGGAGAGACUUCAUGCGUCGGCAAGAACCUCAGACCCAGGAAGUGUCCUACCGCUCUGCGAAACGCAAGCUCAAGCAUGCGCUGCAGGAAUUUUACCGUGGCGUCGAGCUGCUGAAGGGUUAUGCCUACUUGAAUCGCACUGCAUUCCGAAAAAUCAACAAGAAAUACGACAAAGCGGUCAAUGCCCGCCCGCCGCUGCGUUACAUGUCGGACAAGGUGAACAAAGCGUCAUUCGUUCAGAGCGAAGUGACUGAAAGUCUCAUGGUUGCAGUCGAAGACCUGUAUUGUCGGUACUUCGAGCGCGGUAAUCGUAAAAUUGCUGUUUCAAAGCUUCGUCACACUAUCAAUAAGUCGGGCGAUUUCUCGCCCAAUACCUUCCGAUCAGGUCUCUUGUUGAUGGGUGGUGUUCUGUUCUCAAUCAAAGCUCUUGUUGAUGCUACACAAAACCUGCACUCUGGCACAGUCGCCGAGCAGGUUCAAACCAGUUAUCUCCUACAGAUAUACGGCGGAUACUUUCUGAUCGUAUUUCACGUCCUACUGUUCUGCGUGGAUUGUAUGAUCUGGACAAAAUCGAAGAUCAACCAUGCGUUUGUUUUUGAAUACGAUUCUAGACAUACUUUAGAGUGGCGCCAAUUGCUUGAGAUUCCCUCCUUCUUCCUCUUCCUGAUGGGCCUUUUCAUGUGGCUCAAUUUCUCAUGGUACAAUCACAUGUAUAUCUACUGGCCCGUCGUCCUGAUCGGCUUAACGGUCAUCAUUAUAUUCCUGCCAGCUCGAGUGUUACACCACAGGAGUCGUAAAUGGUUUGCUUUCUCGAAUUGGCGUCUUUUGCUCGCGGGCAUCUACCCCGUCGAGUUUCGUGACUUCUUCCUUGGCGACAUGUACUGUUCCCAAACAUACGCCAUGGGAAAUAUCGAGCUCUUUUUCUGCCUGUACGCUUCUCACUGGGGGUAUCCCCCCAAGUGCAAUUCGUCCCACUCUCGCCUCCUCGGUUUCUUCCAGUGCCUUCCCUCCGUUUGGCGUGCGUUCCAAUGUAUUCGACGAUACUUGGAUACACGGAAUGCAUUCCCUCACCUCCUGAACUUGGGCAAGUACCUGUUCGGUGUUCUGUACUAUGCUACCCUUAGCAUGUACCGCAUCGAGCUCUACACGCGCUUCCAGGCUGCCUUCAUCACCUUCGCACUUUUGAACGCCGUCUACACCUCCGUCUGGGAUCUCAUCAUGGACUGGAGUUUAGGUAACCCCUACGCGAAAACCCCCAUGCUCCGCGAAGUGCUCGCCUUCCGUCGUGUGUGGGUCUACUACGCAGCCAUGGUCCUCGACGUGGUCGUCCGCUUCAAUUGGAUCUUCUACGCAAUAUUCAUCACCAACAUCCAACAGUCCGCGCUCCUCAGUUUCGUGAUCGGUUUAUCCGAAGUCUGCCGCCGUGGUGUGUGGUCUAUCUUCCGUGUCGAGAACGAACAUUGCACCAAUGUUCUCCUGUUCCGUGCUUCCCGCGAUGUUCCCCUCCCCUACGACAUCCCCACCGUAACUCCUGAUCUCGAUGGCUCGCCGGAAGACGUCCAAUUACAGGAACAGCAGCAGCAACAGGUUUCCACGCCCUUCACGGGUGCCGACGUCGAACAUGGCACCCCGUCCGGAUCCAGUGUGCGGACCCGCCCCCGCCGCCCUUCCAUUGGUAUCAGUCGAGUCGGCACGAUCGUUGCGUCGGCACACGCUCAGGACUUUGAGCGUAGACGUCUCCCGACGGCGUACUUGUCCCAGGGGAGUGUGGGACGGGAUAUGGCACCCGGUGCAGAGGAUAGCAGUGACGAAGAAGAUGAAGGCGAUCUGAGCACCGAUGAAGACUCAGCCAACGGAGGUCAUCGGUCCCGGCCCGUGUCUGAGCGGAGGGAUCAGAUGGGCCGGAUUGUCGAGUGA